CAUUGACAGGUGUCAACUUUAAAAUUUAAUUAGGUUAUGUUUAUCAGUAAUUAUUAUAACAAAUGUAGAUAAACUAACAAAACUAUCUACGAUGGCAAAAAAUGCCGAAAUAUUUAUAGUUUUAAUAGUGAUUAUAUCAUCGGUUCUUGUGCUGGUGUUUAAUAAUGUGCUGUUGAAUUCUGACGUUUUCCAACAUCCACCACAAGAAUACAGUUGGCUUAUUCACGGAAUCCGUAAUAUUUUGGGCUAUGCCACCAUAUUCCUACCCGGAUUUCUAGUGUAUAAGUACCUCAUUAAAACCAAUUAUUUAAAUAAAAGUGGCAGAGGGUUGUUUGGAGGUGUUAUUCGAACAUUGUUUGCGGAAAAUGAACUGUUACCAGAUUCUCAGACUAGUCAUACCAUUGAUGAUUCUAGAAGUCCUUUGCAAACAGCUGGUUUGUUAAUUUUUUACUUCUUAGGACUACAAUUUUCAUAUUUACUAUGGGCAUUAUUACAAGAAAAAAUAAUGACACAAAAGUAUGAAAAUUCAGCUGGAGAAGUUGAACACUUUGAAGAUUCUCAAUUUUUGGUGUUUAUUAAUAGAAUUCUUGCUUUUAUUAUAGCUGGUGUAAUUGUUAUAUGUACCAGACAGCCAAGGCAUAAAUGCCCAUUAUAUAAAUAUGUGUUUUGUUCAUUUUCAAACAUUAUGAGUUCUUGGUGUCAAUAUGAGGCCCUUAAAUAUGUAUCAUUUCCACAUCAAGUUCUUGCUAAAGCCAGUAAAACAAUACCAGUAAUGAUAAUGGGGAAAAUGAUGUCCAAAACCAAAUAUGAAUACUAUGAAUAUGUUACUGCUGGAAUAUUGUCUGUGGGUAUGUUAUGUUUCAUGUUAGACACAGGAAAUGAUAAAGCUAAAUCAACUGUCACUACAUUUUCUGGUAUUAUUUUACUAUGUUCCUACAUAAUUUUUGAUAGUUUUACCUCAAAUUGGCAAGGAAGUCUGUUUAAAAGGUAUGAAAUGAAACCCAUUCAAAUGAUGUGUUUCGUUAACUUUUAUUCUUGUAUUUUUACUGCUGUCUCACUUUUGCAACAAGAAGGAUUUUCAUUCUCACUAUACUUCAUUAUUAAGUAUCCAAGUUUCCUUAUUGAUGCAAUUUUGUUGUCAGUGUGUUCUGCUGCAGGCCAGUUGUUUAUUUUUAAGACAGUGUCCACAUUUGGACCUUUGGUUUUUGUUAUUAUAAGUACAAUUAGACAAGGAUUCUCAGUUCUGCUUAGUUGUUUAGUGUACCAACAUGAAAUUCAUGCAAUGGGUGUGUUUGGUGUUAUUCUUGUUUUCCUAAGUAUAUUGCUAAGAAUUUAUUGUGAUUAUAGGGUAAAGACUUUAAAAAAACAAAAUGUUAAAAACCAAAUAAAUGUAAAAUAAUUUUUAUAAGCUUAUUGAUUUAUCCAAAAAUCAGCUUUAUAAUGUGUACAUGUGUUAUGUAUGCAUACUAAAUAAUAUUCUUUUGUACAAAUUAAAGUUAAUUUAUUUUAUUAAAUUAUGGAAUUUAUGUGAAUUUUGUGAAAUAUAUCAUAUCAAUGUAAA
Messenger RNA from Aethina tumida (small hive beetle), 1561 nucleotides. RefSeq names its product adenosine 3'-phospho 5'-phosphosulfate transporter 1 (gene sll). Bases 92 to 1399 code for a protein of 435 amino acids. Gene Ontology annotation, biological process: transmembrane transport. Lineage: Eukaryota; Metazoa; Arthropoda; Insecta; Coleoptera; Nitidulidae. The record is from RefSeq and is a predicted model, not a curated record. Gene Ontology annotation, cellular component: endoplasmic reticulum membrane; Golgi membrane. The transcript has a single exon. Gene Ontology annotation, molecular function: 3'-phosphoadenosine 5'-phosphosulfate transmembrane transporter activity.